UGUGGUGGGAAACCGGUUCAGAUCCGACAAAACCGAGUUUUUCGACGUCAGUCCCGAUUCAGACUCGAACGAGUCGUCGUCAAACGUCAAACCGUCCGUGCACCUUGGAAAAACCACACGUCUAUGCGAGAUCAAGAAACUGAAAUCCGACCGAAGACAAACUUUUAAGACUAAACGCGAACGAUGGCGUCUUGCUCCGCGACCACGUCCGUGAUGUUGGUCGCGAUCGCGGCCGUCGCGUUUCUCGCACGGUCGGCCGACUGUCAGGCGGAGAAGAGGCUCACGUCGGUCCAACACCAGCAGCAACAGCAGUACUACGACUCGUCCGAGGACGUCGGUGAGGUGAUCAAGAGCAAAAUUCGCCCGGACACGUAUUCCCAGGACCCGUCGCAUCAAUUGCAGUACGAAAAGCAUGGCAAACAGCACCAGCAGGACACGAUCGGCUCAGCUUCCACCGUGUACGGUGAACAAUACGGUGGCACGUUGCAGGUGCAGCAGGACCAGCCGGUAGCGGACGAGGAGGCCCAGGAGUCCAUCAGCUCGGGGUCGAUAAACAACCACCGUAUACCGCAGUACACGCGUGGUGCUGGUGGCCCCUCGGACAUUGUCGAGGGCAAGAACGUAGGUAACCGGGCGAUCGGCAACAAUUACCAUCCCGGGGCACCUGGAGCCGUCGUCGCUCCGUCCGCCACUGGAGCCGGAUACGCCGUCGAUUCGGUGUACGGAAAUCUGCACUACAGCAGCCAAGACCUGGUCCAGGACCAGAACUAUCAGCUCGAGUUUAAGUACCACGACUACGACAAGAUGACAAAAUUCUUGAGGACCACGUCGUCCCGGUUCCCCAACCUCACGGCGCUCUACUCUAUCGGCAAAUCCGUCCAAGGUCGUGACUUGUGGGUAAUGGUGGUGUCUUCCAGCCCGUAUGAGCAUAUGAUUGGGAAACCAGAUGUGAAAUACGUGGCCAACAUGCAUGGAAAUGAAGCGGUCGGCAGGGAGCUGAUGUUGCAUCUCAUCCAGUACUUGGUGAACAGUUACUCGGUGGAUCCAUACAUCCGUUGGCUUUUAGACAAUACGCGCAUCCACGUACUGCCUUCGAUGAACCCAGACGGUUUCGAGGUGGCCCGCGAGGGUCAGUGCGACGGUGGUCAGGGUCGGUAUAACGCGCGAGGUUUCGACCUGAACCGUAACUUCCCGGACUACUUCAAGCAAAACAAUAAAAGAGGACAACCAGAAACGGACGCUGUCAAAGAAUGGACUUCAAAGAUACAGUUUGUGUUGUCUGGAGGACUGCACGGAGGAGCUCUGGUUGCAAGCUAUCCAUUUGACAACACACCCAACUCUAGAUUCUGUAUUUCAUCACCGUUCUGUUCUGUGUUCCAAAGUUACACGUCCACACCGUCGUUGACGCCCGAUGACGACGUGUUCAAACAUUUGUCUCUGACCUACUCCAGAAACCACCCGACGAUGAACCAAGGAGUGGCGUGCAAAACAGGAACGCCGACGUUUAAUAACGGCAUCACCAACGGAGCUGCGUGGUAUCCUCUCACAGGAGGCAUGCAAGAUUUCAAUUACGUGUGGUAUGGCUGUAUGGAAGUAACGUUGGAGCUGUCCUGUUGCAAAUACCCGCCCUCGUCCGAGUUGCCCAAACUCUGGGAAGAAAAUCGACUGUCGCUCGUCAAGUUCUUGGCCGAAGCUCACCGGGGAGUCCACGGAUUCGUGAUGGACGAACACGGUAACCCGAUCGAGAAAGCGUCGCUCAAGGUCAAGGGUCGCGACGUAGGGUUUCAGACGACCAAGUACGGAGAGUUCUGGAGGAUUUUGUUGCCCGGCGUUUAUAAGCUCGAGAUCUACGGUGACGGAUACAUCCCCAAGGAGAUGGACUUCAUGGUGGUCGAGCAGCACCCGACGCUGCUGAAUGUGACGAUGCACACGUCCAAGAGACAGGAUAAUACACCUUACAGACAGCCAAUUCCUCACUUUUACCACCAUCACCAUCCACAAGGAAUAGCAUUGGCACCUAAACCACCUACUCAAGAUUCCGGAAUUUUAUCAAGCAUCACAUCGGGUUUCAAUAACUUUGUUAGCAAUAUGUUUGGAUAAUUAGUUAAAAAAAAACCCUAAUUUUUAAAUAAUAAAUAAAGAAUUAUUAUAGCCAAUAUACGAUCUCCAAGCUAUAAGACAGCCAGCUUUUAGGUUAAGUUUUUCUCUCCAACAAAUGAUACAUAAUGGACCAUUGUAACAGAUUGAAUCAUUUUCUUAUUAUUAAACAAAACUUAUUUAUUACAAUAAUUACACGUACAAAUUUAUAAUA
Messenger RNA from Sipha flava (yellow sugarcane aphid), 2311 nucleotides. Its product is annotated as carboxypeptidase M-like. The transcript is spliced from 10 exons. Gene Ontology annotation, cellular component: cell surface. Bases 184 to 2100 code for a protein of 638 amino acids. Gene Ontology annotation, biological process: proteolysis. NCBI's taxonomy places the organism in Eukaryota, Metazoa, Arthropoda, Insecta, Hemiptera, Aphididae. Gene Ontology annotation, molecular function: metallocarboxypeptidase activity; zinc ion binding. The record is from RefSeq and is a predicted model, not a curated record.